Molecule: messenger RNA, 1115 nt
Organism: Drosophila guanche
Lineage: Eukaryota; Metazoa; Arthropoda; Insecta; Diptera; Drosophilidae
Exons: 2
Coding region: 82-1092 (336 amino acids)
Source: RefSeq, a predicted model, not a curated record
AUUUUACAAUUGAAUUCUUAGCAAAGGAGACUCUUAGUAUUACAAAUUGGCAGUGAAACUUGCAAGAGGUUUGCCACACAAAUGUCGAGAUAUUUUUGGGUCCCUGCCCUGUGCAUUGGUUGCCUGAUCAGCAUUAUUCAAACCGUGCCCAUACAUUCAACGUCCACUGAUCCUCUCCGUUGGAAGACUUCUUUAAGCUCAAACCACUCGAAGUCAACACCGCAGCUGCAGGCAGCGGCAAAUGUUUCCGUUUCCGUUUCCGUUUCCAAAUCAAACUCCACAACGCAAAGUCCUAAAUUAUCAUCUGCAAACAGCACAAUACAAGCCCCAGCAAGGACCACUUUUGGGGCAUAUAUUUCCACAAAUCCCCGCCAGCCUACACCUCAAAGUACGCUCAAAGUGUGGCCCUCACACAGCGAUCGUGUCAAGGUCUUGGAACCCUUUGUAAGCUCAAUCAUUCGUAGGUAUGGUGACAAGAUCACGACUAUCUUGAGGACAAUUCCUGUCAGAGGACCCGAGGUGGCCCAACAUGCAGAUCGAGCGAUGCCAAGUGCCCAAAAGCUGAGUAGCCGGAGCCCAGCGGUGCGCAGAAAGCAGGAAGCUAAAGGGAAAGCGAUGGAAACACCUCGUGAAAAACCCAUGGAGCUGACACUACCUUUGGAAUACCUUGCCAGAGCAGCAACCAUAAAGGAUUCGAUUAUAUACACCGAUCCACCCAUAUGGAUGGACACGCGCUUUCACUUCAAGUACCAAAGUCGACAGCCGCGACUCCGCGUCGAGCCGAAUCCCGCUGUGAACUACUAUCCCGAUAGCAAGAAGAUGAGCACCGUGUGCAGGGACAAGUCCACCAUUAUAGGCACGGAUGGAGUGACAAAUUAUCUGAAGGAGCACGUCUACCAGAAGCCCCACGGCAAGCGGAUACUCUACAAUCAGUUUCGUGCAAAUCAAACUCUGAAUACGCUGCUGCUGUUCUGCCACAUGCCCACAGUUGUUCCAGUGAAAGCCUUCCUCGAUUGCAUGAUAAUGCGACACAUGAUGAUGGAGUCCAUGGUGCCCAAGUAUCCCUAUCAUCAGAAGCAAUCAAAGCUAUAGAGAAUCACAUUGUACACUCCCAU